UAAAAACUAAUCCAGUCCAAAGCAAAAGCAGCACCAGAUUUGCGUAAAACCCACUUGAAUGCUUCACCUUCCUCAAGCUCUCUUUCUUUCUUUCUUUCUUUCUUUCUCCAUAACUUGAAUUCUAAGCCUCAUCCCUUUAAUGAUCACAAUUUAUUCUUCAUUUUUUCCAAUCAUACGAUUACUUGGGAAAUUGAAGAAGAGAGACAUAUAAACCCACUCUCAUCACCUUUCCAUGUCCGAAUCAUUCAGCUGCUUACUAUAACCUUUUUCCUGCGGGUUUGGUUAACGUUGUCCUACGUCCUCUCACUUCCACUGUUUCUUUGUCUGAAAUGGGACGCCAUUCCUGUUGUCUCAAGCAAAAGUUAAGGAAAGGUUUAUGGUCUCCUGAAGAAGAUGAGAAAUUGUUUAAUUACAUAACAAGAUUUGGGGUUGGUUGCUGGAGUUCAGUGCCUAAGCUCGCUGGUUUGCAGAGAUGUGGAAAAAGUUGUCGAUUGAGAUGGAUAAACUACUUGAGACCAGACCUUAAGAGAGGAAUGUUUUCACAACAAGAGGAGGAUCUCAUAAUUAGACUUCAUGAAUUUCUGGGCAACAGGUGGGCUCAAAUUGCAGCACAGUUACCAGGAAGAACAGAUAAUGAGAUUAAGAACUUCUGGAACUCCUGUUUGAAGAAGAAACUAAUGAAGCAAGGCAUUGACCCUACCACCCACAAGCCGCUAAGCAAGGUUGAAGUGAAAGAAGAAAACAAGUGUACAGAUAAGGUAGUGUUACAGACACCACAGUCUAAAGGGCUGUCUAGUACUGUAUCAUCCUUCGCAGCACAUGGGCCAACAUUUCUUGUCAGUGAUUCUAGUAACUACUAUGGCAGUGGAUUGACAGAAGCUUCAAGAGAGCUGUUUAUUAACAAGCAAGUCUAUGAUCCUUUGACUUACAUUGAUUUGCAGGCGGAGAUUGAUCAUCCAAGUGAGUAUAAUUCCAAUUUUGUACCACAAUUUCACCCAAGUGUCAGGUCAUUUGAUCAGAACCGUUUUGAGAUAAAUUCCAGUUUCACCUUCACUUCAAUGCCAAGUUUAACUAAUUUUGAUCAGGGAAACAUGUCCAGAACAGACUUUUCUGAUAUUUCAGCUUCGAGAAUAAGUACUUCUUUCCUCUUGAAUGAGGCAAAGGAAAGUUCUAGCAACAGCUCAAAUAUCAGCAGUUACACAGAGUUCCAAAUGAACAAAAUGGUGGAAAAUAGAGCUUUCUCGUGGGAUACUGGGAGCACGUUGGACUCCAUGUUUCAAUUUCAGGUCAAUGGGAUCAAGCCUGAGGAAUUGAAACCAAGUUCAUGGCAAGAAGAGCAGCUUCACAACCACAAUUCGGUAAAUAUCAGUAGCUAUCCAUUAACGUUGCUCUCAGAAGAUCUAACACGAGCAAAUUUUGAUGUCUUCCAGCAGAUAUGAACAGAACUGUAAAUUCAUUUUUUUUUCACCUCUUUAAACCAGUUCACACAUAUGUUGAUCGUAAAGGACGACUUCGACUGAAAACGUUUGGGAUGAGUGCUUAGCCUUUUUUUAUUUUUUAAAUUUUCCUUUGGGUAUUUUUUAAUAACCAGAUAAAUGAUUUGGCUGUUCUCUCUCCAUCGGGAGAAUUUUUAAUCUGUAUUCUUAUUCUAUUGUUCAUGAUUCUUUUCCCUUUUUCCUCCUGUAUUUGAUUUGAGAACAACAGUUGAAAUAAUGUUCUUACUUCUUACAUUCACCAAAGAAGAGUGAAAACUAAUUAAUUUUAGCUUUGUGGUCCUAAGCGUUCCAUGGUGUCUAAACUCUAACUAAUUAUCAUUAUUAUUUGCAGUUAUGGCGCUAUUUUCAUGCCUGUCUUUUUCUUGCUUAA
This is a messenger RNA of Durio zibethinus, 1866 nucleotides long. RefSeq lists its product as uncharacterized. The record is from RefSeq and is a predicted model, not a curated record. Lineage: Eukaryota; Viridiplantae; Streptophyta; Magnoliopsida; Malvales; Malvaceae.